AUUUAGUAAAACACACUCCAAUCAUAGAUAAGAUAAUCUUCGGAUUUAUUUAGAUGGAAUAAAGUCAAAAUAAGUAUAAAAGGGUAAAUUAGAACAAAGAGAAAUCAUUCAUUUUUGAACCAUCACCAAUCAUGUUGUUCAAAGCUGCUUUAGUUUGCUGUGCCCUUUUCGUGGCUACUGCCCAAGCUGGCAUUACUGGACGUAUUGUUGGUGGCAAAUAUGCCGAACCCGGCCAAUUCCCAUACCAAAUUUCUCUACGUUUGUUGGGUGAACACAUUUGCGGUGGAUCAAUCAUUGCAGAAAAAUUCAUUUUGACCGCUGCCCAUUGUGUCGUUGAUACCGAAAAUAAUUUAGAACCGUACCCAGCUGAAUACUUCUCCAUCCGUGCUGGUACCAAUGAUCGUCUCCAUGGUGGUGUUGUUGUAAGAGUACAAGCUAUUACCGUCAAUGAUAACUACGAUGGUGAUGUUGUUUCCGAUGUUGCUGUGAUUGAACUUGUUAAGCCUUUGACUUUCUCAGAAAAAAUCCAACCCAUUGAAUUGGCUUCAGAAAAAGUUCCAUCAGGAUCCGAAGUCAUCAUCUCCGGAUGGGGACUUGAAGAAACCAACGCUAAGACCCCACCAGUCAAAUUGCAAUACAACAUUGUCAAGGCAAUCAGCUCAUUGAAGUGUUUGACCAAAAUUGGACUUUUCACUGAACAAAUUUUGUGCUUGGAACACAAAGCUAACAAUGGAGCAUGCAGUGGUGACUCUGGUGGCCCAGCUGCCUACAACCAUCAAUUGGUUGGUGUUGCUGGAUUUGUUGUGCCAAGUUGUGGAACAGCUAACCCUGAUGGUUAUGCUAGGGUUUCAAUCCAUGCUGAUUGGAUUAGGUCGAUCAUUAAUGCGUAAAAAUGUGUAAAGAAUUUUGUGUUCUCUGAAUAUAAUUAUAAUUUUUAAUUG
This is a messenger RNA of Episyrphus balteatus (marmalade hoverfly), 941 nucleotides long. RefSeq names its product serine protease SP24D-like. The record is from RefSeq and is a predicted model, not a curated record. Gene Ontology annotation, biological process: proteolysis. NCBI's taxonomy places the organism in Eukaryota, Metazoa, Arthropoda, Insecta, Diptera, Syrphidae. Gene Ontology annotation, molecular function: serine-type endopeptidase activity. Bases 132 to 890 code for a protein of 252 amino acids. The transcript has 2 exons.